Cadophora gregata is the source of this 829-nucleotide messenger RNA. RefSeq lists its product as uncharacterized. The record is from RefSeq and is a predicted model, not a curated record. Bases 156 to 548 code for a protein of 130 amino acids. The transcript has a single exon. Lineage: Eukaryota; Fungi; Ascomycota; Leotiomycetes; Helotiales; Ploettnerulaceae.
GGUUUCAGCAAGCGUAUUGCUAAAUAAGUACUUUGCUUUCCAAUCGUGGCCACUGCUAAUGAGAUGGCAUCGUCAAAAGCCCGCCAUAGAUCCACAUCGCUCAAAUAUUGUCUGCCCUUGCCCGAAGAGCUCGAUACUGGCUUUCAAUCCGCAGUAUGAAUCAACGAUUCUUUGAUUCUGCACAACAGCCUGUUGCAUCUUCAGCUUCCGAUCCAAGGCCUUACCUUCCCUCUAAGCCCAAGAUUAUCUGCACUGGGUCCGAGGCAUUCAACUAUUGGUCACAGGGACGCAUACCAGCUCGUGGAACCAACAGCCCAGCAAAUUUCCAAGGGGCGAAUACUUGUUCAGAUCAGGCUUUAUACCUGAAAAAAAAGUUUUCAAGGCAAUCCACAGAAUACUCUGAACGGGCUGGGUACCACGAUGACACAGGGAGGGUAAAAGUUUGCAGACAAGAUAUGAACGAUGCCUCAGUUUAUGAGAUUGAGUUCUUCGUCCUUUGUUUUGCUUCAAGCAUCGAGAUACUUGGUUUCGAGGAUGCAAAGAGCUAGAUUCAGUUGAACACAUCGCUGACGUAGCAGUGUAGGAGAGAUAAACCAAUAAUUGUACACAGUAAGGAGUCUCCUUCCCAGAGUGAAUGGAUUUUUGGACUGCCAGAGAAACUGUCACUGACCUCACCCCAGAUUCCACCGCGCUAUUCGGUGAAUCCAUUUCCAUGGAAACACAAUAUUUUCAUGACAUGAACGUUACUAGUGGCGGCAUAGAUUACGAUGACAUCAGCACAGCAACUGUUAUUGAAGAACAUCCGCCGUCAAGGACGAUUAUCGAUUUC